AUGAAUAUUUAGUAAUAGUCAAUAAAAAAAAAUGAAUAAAAUUCUGAAAAAAUUUAGAAUGAAACCUUCUAAUAUAGACUACAUAAAUACUAUUCAGUCUAAUAAAAUAAGUGGUGCAAGACUCUUGCAUUUAAUUAAAAUAGCACAAUCUUAGCGAUUGGUUGUAAUGAAAUUAUAAAAUUAUAUGAAUUUAAACAAGGUGAUCUUAAAUUAUUUAAGAGCAUUUUGGGACACAAUUUUGACGUAAAUUGUUUGAAAUGGAUUAAUCAUAAAAAUCAACUUAUAUCGGCUGGACAUGAGGGGAAAAUUUUAUUUUGGCCAAUAAGUUCCACAUGUCAUUAAAAAUUUAUUAUGAAAUUAGUUAUUCACUUUGUACCUAUAACCUGCUUAAUUAUGGACAUUCAAGAAAAUUUUCUAAUAACAGGUAGUACAUGA
Messenger RNA from Paramecium sonneborni, 435 nucleotides. The record is from the annotation of a GenBank genome assembly. Lineage: Eukaryota; Ciliophora; Oligohymenophorea; Peniculida; Parameciidae.